AUGUCGGACAUCUACCGUCGUCGAGCGGAGCAGAUAAUCCACCCUCGUCCGACGUCGAACAUCUACCCUCUCCGAACGUCUACCAUCCUCAUCGAACAUCUACCGCCAUCGUCGAACAAUUUUCCUCGGCGAACAGGUGCUACCCUCGUCGUUCAACCAAUCCAGCCAAACAAGUACCUGCUCAACCAGCCGUCGCGGAACCGCCGAAAGAUGAUAAUGUCCGCCGCAUGCGAGACGCUGUAUACCCAAAAUUUGAACGAGAACAUGGACCCCGGGUCCUGA
This is a messenger RNA of Coprinopsis cinerea okayama7#130, 282 nucleotides long. RefSeq lists its product as hypothetical. The record is from RefSeq and is a predicted model, not a curated record. Lineage: Eukaryota; Fungi; Basidiomycota; Agaricomycetes; Agaricales; Psathyrellaceae. The transcript has a single exon. The coding region runs from base 1 to 282 and encodes 93 amino acids.